AUGGGCGCACGGGGAUGGGCGCACGGGGAUGGGCGCUCGGGGAUGGGCGCACGGGGAUGGGCGCACGGGGAUGGGCGCACAGGGAUGGGCGCACGGGGAUGGGCGCACAGGGAUGGGCGCACGGGGAUGGGCGCACAGGGAUGGGCGCACAGGGAUGGGCGCACAGGGAUGGGCGCACGGGGAUGGGCGCACGGGGAUGGGCGCACGAGGAUGGGCGCACAGGGAUGGGCGCACGGGGAUGGGCGCACGGGGAUGGGCGCACAGGGAUGGGCGCACAGGGAUGGGCGCACGGGGAUGGGCGCACAGGGAUGGGAACACAGGGAUGGGCGCACGGGGAUGGGCGCACGGGGAUGGGCGCACAGGGAUGGGCGCACGGGGAUGGGCGCACGGGGAUGGGCGCACGGGGAUGGGCGCACAGGGAUGGGCGCACAGGGAUGGGCGCACAGGGAUGGGCGCACGGGGAUGGGCGCACAGGGAUGGGCGCACAGGAAUGGGCGCACAGGGAUGGGCGCACAGGGAUGGGCGCACAGGGAUGGGCGCACGGGGAUGGGCGCACGGGGAUGGGCGCACGGGGAUGGGCGCACAGGGAUGGGUGCACGGGGAUGGGCGCACGGGGAUGGGCGCACGGGGAUGGGCGCACAGGGAUGGGCGCACAGGGAUGGGCGCACAGGGAUGGGCGCACAGGGAUGGGCGCACAGGGAUGGGCGCACAGGGAUGGGCGCACAGGGAUGGGAACACAGGGAUGGGAACACAGGGAUGGGCGCACAGGGAUGGGCGCACAGGGAUGGGCGCACAGGGAUGGGCGCACAGGGAUGGGAACACAGGGAUGGGAUCACAGGGAUGGGCGCACAGGGAUGGGCGCACAGGGAUGGGCGCACAGGGAUGGGCGCACAGGGAUGGGCGCACAGGGAUGGGCGCACAGGGAUGGGCGCACAGGGAUGGGAACACAGGGAUGGGAACACAGGGAUGGGCGCACAGGGAUGGGCGCACAGGGAUGGGCGCACGGGGAUGGGCGCACGGGGAUGGGCGCACGAGGAUGGGCGCACAGGGAUGGGCGCACGGGGAUGGGCGCACGGGGAUGGGCGCACAGGGAUGGGCGCACAGGGAUGGGCGCACGGGGAUGGGCGCACAGGGAUGGGAACACAGGGAUGGGCGCACGGGGAUGGGCGCACGGGGAUGGGCGCACAGGGAUGGGCGCACGGGGAUGGGCGCACGGGGAUGGGCGCACGGGGAUGGGCGCACAGGGAUGGGCGCACAGGGAUGGGCGCACAGGGAUGGGCGCACGGGGAUGGGCGCACAGGGAUGGGCGCACAGGGAUGGGCGCACAGGGAUGGGCGCACAGGGAUGGGCGCACGGGGAUGGGCGCACGGGGAUGGGCGCACGGGGAUGGGCGCACAGGGAUGGGCGCACAGGGAUGGGCGCACGGGGAUGGGCGCACGGGGAUGGGCGCACAGGGAUGGGCGCACAGGGAUGGGCGCACAGGGAUGGGCGCACAGGGAUGGGCGCACAGGGAUGGGCGCACAGGGAUGGGCGCACAGGGAUGGGAACACAGGGAUGGGAACACAGGGAUGGGCGCACAGGGAUGGGCGCACAGGGAUGGGCGCACAGGGAUGGGCGCACAGGGAUGGGCGCACAGGGAUGUCUCAUUCUUCCCCUCCUCUUGCCCCCUCCUCCCCUCCCAUUUCCCCUCUCCCCACCCCGUGCCCUCCCACGCACCUGUUCGAUCAUGAGCGCCGAGUGCGCCCAGUGGAAGCAUCAUAG
Messenger RNA from Closterium sp. NIES-65, 1761 nucleotides. The record is from the annotation of a GenBank genome assembly. Lineage: Eukaryota; Viridiplantae; Streptophyta; Zygnematophyceae; Desmidiales; Closteriaceae.